Molecule: messenger RNA, 1338 nt
Organism: Microsporum canis CBS 113480
Lineage: Eukaryota; Fungi; Ascomycota; Eurotiomycetes; Onygenales; Arthrodermataceae
Exons: 3
Coding region: 1-1338 (445 amino acids)
Source: RefSeq, a predicted model, not a curated record
AUGGCAACUCUUCGUCGAAAGGCAGCAGAAGGCCUGGAUAAAAUCCCCUCCAACGAAGGAGAAUGGCGUGCAGCGAUACAAAAAUAUGGCCUUCAACAACGCACUCUCGAGGAUCUGUGCAAGGAAGGGCGUUUCUCUGCAUCGUCGGUCCCAAAGGAGGCAUUCCUUACCUUACGAUGCAUUUGGCCUGAAAAGAAGAAUGUCGAGGAUGCCAUGGAAUAUAUUACAGACCUGGAGUAUUUCUUCACCGAGGACCAUUCUCACGACGCAGCAAAUAUAAUAGGAACGAAUCUUCUUGGACUAGAUAAGCUUAAGAAUCUUGUUAGCAUUAUAUGUCCAUCAAAAGAACCUCGCCUAAGCACUCCACCCAAGUACUCUGGAACGCUUGCGGAUAACCUAGGCCCUUUCUCGAUACUGGUUAAUAUAUUUAACCAACUUCAGGACAAAUCAAUUCAUACCGAAGUAGAUGUUCAGCAGGUAGGCUGGGCUCCACAAACAAGGCGACACUUCGAUCCAAUGCAAAGCCCAAUUCGGGAACACCCGCAAAGUCCAAGUCGCCAGCUAUUCGAAUCAGAAGAUUUCGACAUGGAAGAUGUUGACAUGGAUGAUGCCGGCAGUCCUGCCCCUCCUCUUCACCCUGUUGUCACUGCUCCUGUAGAGCUAGAAGACGAGGAACCACCUCGUCGGACCCCAACCGAGACUCUUGUUACUGAUUUUAUGGUCACCUUUCUUGGGGGCUUAGCAAGCCUUGUUCAACCUCACAGCUCUAGGCCCCUUUGCAUUGCAAACUCCUUUGAGACAACGUUUCAAUUUGGUCCUUUACGUAAUACUCGUCAGCAACAAGGCGAGGUUCAAUACCGAGCUCGUGUCGAUGGUAGUAUUCCUUUCAGUACAUCUCUGUCCGGAAUGCUACGUGAAGCUGCAAUUUUCGAAGCGAAGCGCGCUGUGCGUAAGGAGAGUGAUGGUAGCAUCCCUGUGUUGGCCCAGCAGUCAAUGGAGCAUAUCGCCUACAUUUGGAAGCGCCAUGAAAGCGAUCAGGCCUGGAAGAAAAAGAAGAAGACUUACCAUACCUUUAUGGUAGCCCAAGACCAUUUACAAUUCCACAUCAGUAUCGGCACUUAUGAUAACAAAUACCUUGAGUAUAUUUUUGCGUCAAAUUCUCAGAUUGUACUUCCUUUUCAGGGGCCAGUACCAUUUCUUAAGAUUCAGGAAUUCGGUCCGUUUGAUAUUGCCAACCAAGACGGCCUUACACUUUUCUCAAAUAUAAUGCUCUCCUUUAUCCUCCAGCAGCUUGAGCAAACAUCGGCUAAAUCCAUCUUUAAAGAGGCACUACGUUGA